Pomacea canaliculata is the source of this 3123-nucleotide messenger RNA. RefSeq names its product L-galactose dehydrogenase-like. Gene Ontology annotation, cellular component: cytosol. NCBI's taxonomy places the organism in Eukaryota, Metazoa, Mollusca, Gastropoda, Architaenioglossa, Ampullariidae. The record is from RefSeq and is a predicted model, not a curated record. Gene Ontology annotation, molecular function: L-galactose dehydrogenase activity.
CAAUCAAGAUACAUUGUUCUUUCAUUAGUUUUAUCUGUGUCGCAUCACAUCCUUUGAAAAUGUCUUCACUUGAGUGCUUCAGAAUUGGAGAGCUAAAAUUGUUGCCUUCCACAUUUUGUUCAAGAUUUCAUGAUGAAGAGGUAGUCAAAAAGAUGCAGUAUAGACCACUUGGGGAAACUGGAAUAGAUGCCUCAAUUCUCAGCUUUGGGGCUUCAUCACUUGGAAGUGUGUUUCAUGCAACUGAUGACUCAGAGUCUGUUGAAGUUGUGCAUGAGGCAGUCAAGAGUGGUAUAAAUUACAUUGACACUGCACCUUGGUAUGGUCAUGGAAAGUCUGAGACUGUUCUGGGAAAGGCAUUGGAAGGUAUUCCCCGGGAAUGCUAUAUUGUGGCAACCAAGGUUGGUCGCUACUUGCCUCAGACAGAAAAAAUGUUUGACUUCAGUGCUGAGCGUACACUGCAGAGUGUUGAUGAAAGCCUUGCCAGGCUUGGGCUCACAUAUGUGGAUAUUAUACAGGUCCACGACAUGGAAUUUGCUGAAAAUCUUGAUAUCAUAAUUAACGAGACACUUCCUGCACUUCAGAAAGUGAAAGAUACAGGAAAGGCAAGAUUUAUCGGAAUCACUGGAUAUCCUUUAGAAAACUUCAGAACUGUUUUAGAGAAAACCAGAGUGAAAGUGGACGUCAUACUGACAUACUGUCAUGCAUCCAUGAAUGACAACUCACUUGCUGACUAUCUUCCAUAUUUCAAGAGUAAAGGUGUUGGUGUGGUGAAUGCGUCCCCAAUAAGCAUGGCUCUGUCGGAGCGGGGACCACCUGCCUGGCAUCCUGCCCAUGAAGACAUCAAAACUGCUUGUGCAGAAGCUUCCAAGUAUUGCAAGUCAAAGCAGACAGAUAUCUCUCGCCUUGCCAUGGCAUUCACCCUUCGUCAGGAAGAAAUACCCACCACUCUUGUUAGCACAGCAAGGUAUAAUAAUUUAAACAACCUUCGCAAGAACAUUGAAUCUGUUUAUAAACCACUGACAGCUGAGGAGAAUACUGUUCUAAAGGAAGUAAUGGACAAGUUUAUGACACCACUGUGCAACAAAAACUGGGAAGGUGUCGAAGUGGCUGAUUACAGAAAGCGUCUACAGGCUUUGGUUCAGUCUAGCUAGAGUUCUUGUCUGUGUUUUAUUGUAGUAUAAACAAAAACAUACUGAAUUUCCUUUCAAAAUAUUAAAUGUUUGAGAUUUAUAACGGCAUGUUUUUUAAACUUUGUUUUUAAGUUGUGGACUAUUUUUAACAAUAUUUCUUUCUAGGUUUGGGUAAGUAAUAUAUUAAUAUACAGUCCUUAAGUUUCAUUUGGGUAUAUUUUGAUUUAUUUCACUAAAGUGGGUAGAUAAAAAUCUGCUGAAUUUAUGGACCACUGGACAGUCUCACAAAUGCAUAUUUUGUGAUGAAAGAAAAUCUGGGUAUGUUUGACCAUUUGUGGUUUUGACUAAAAGUUUUAUUUUAGUGUUGCACAUGUAUUUCUGUGGUUAUAUUUACAUCCCAUGCAUGUGAAAGAAUAUGAAAGAAUGAGAAACAUUAUUUAUAUGGUAAGAAUAAAUGACAAAAAAAUGACUAUGAAACAAUUCAUCUUCUAGUUAGUACAUCACAUAAAUUAUAUAGCAAAAAUGCUAUAUAACAUUUAUUGACUGUAUUUUGUCAUAUUUUGCCUGAAGUUUGAACUAGUGGGAAGAUGUCUGAUUGAUAAUUCUGAUUAUUAUUGUGAAGUCUUUUGUUUUCUUCACAGUGAAGCUUACCAUAAGCAGUUGGGCUGCUUGAACACUUACUGCUGAUCCAUUCCUAUUUCUUAUCCAAGAAAUUCAGUAUUCCAUUCAAACACAUACAGUUUUGCUGUUUUUUGUUUUUGCUUUUGCUUUUGCUUUUUUUUUUUAAAGUGUUUUCCACCCACAAGAUUUCAGCUCAGCAGCAACAGCAAGGGUAAAAUCAAAAACAGGAGGCAUACUCACCAUUAUGAAUAACAUUUUUAACUUCACUCUCUGAGCACAAAACUGCUUUUAGAUGAAAUUCAUCAUAUUUCUAAAUGAUUUAUUUCAUCAUGGUUUUUGUUCUAAUGCAUGGAUGACUGGAAGAUAAACUGAAUAAAAAAUAUAUGUCUAACAAGUAAUAUUUUUGGCUGCAGACACUAUUAACAAAGCUAUCAGCAUCGAGCCGGUCUAUUCUGCAUUAAAUUCCAUCUAAUCCGUAAUCAGUAAAGAUACCUGUGAACAUUUGCCAUUAAGUUGUGAGGCAGACUCCUGUGGUUUCAAUAAACAGCAGUAUUUAAGUGUACAAAACACACUUACACGUAAACACCCACCCAUGAGCCAUUUCACUGAUUAAACCAAUCAGUUCAAUUCUUCUGUGACUGAGCAACAAAACAGAAUGUAUUUUUGGUUUUUCUUAAAUAAUUUAUUUUUUCAUUUAUAUAAUUAAGCAACUAUUCUGUCAUGCCUACAAAUUUACUGGGUAUUAUGAGUGUGGAUGGUUUUUCAUUCAUACCCUACUUGUGCUGAUUUAAGAUGCUGAAUAUUUACACUUUGUAUUGUAUAUUUUGCUUCAUUUAUAAUCAUUCCUUAGGUGCAGUCUUGACCUAUUGUUCCUUCGGCUUAUCCUUUUCUAUGCAAUGUGAUUUUUGGUAUGGUUUGCUCUUUUUUUAUUUUGAUGCAGCCUGGCUAAGGAAUUAGUCAUCUGUUUCCUGUGAUACUGUGAUAGUGUAUCAUGGUCUUCCAUGUCAUGUGGCAUUGGUUCUCAUCCAAGUCUCACCCAUUUAUGCUGUUGGUUCCAAUUUAUAUUGCUUUAUCUUGACUUUUCAGAAAUGUUAUCAUUUAGCAAAAUAAAUGUGAAAUUGAUAAGUAUUGUAAGCAAACUUAUUGUUGAUAUUUAAAGGUCAUACUUUGAAGGAACUAAUGUAAAUCCAGGUAAUGCCAGUAUUAAAGUUUGCAUGUGUUUGGAUUUCAUAUGCACAAUUCAGUCAUGGGGAUCGAGUUUACCAUUGUACCAGUUUACCAUUUCCUCUGCAAGGUAUGUGUACUUGAGAAAGUGCAUUUAUUUAUUGUUUUGUUGGGAGUCAAAAAUGAAAUAAAAGCUUUAACAAACUGA